UAACUAGUCGCGUAUAAUUUCAGUUUUUUAUCGAAUACAUGACUUCCAACGCUGUAUGAAUGCGUGUUUCUUGCAGUUUACCUCCUACCAAAAGGAGGCUAGUAUCUUUUCUCAAAGCGAGUGUGUUGGUUUCUAAAACAUACUCGUGUUUUUACUUGAAGGUGCAUGUUGUUGAUGUUUUAUUGGGAUAUAAUAUUCGUUGA
Molecule: messenger RNA, 203 nt
Organism: Amoebophrya sp. A25
Lineage: Eukaryota; Dinophyceae; Syndiniales; Amoebophryaceae
Source: the annotation of a GenBank genome assembly